AUGUCAACCUCUCUCCGUCUCCUCCUGUCGCGCGCCCUCACUCUUCUCCUCCCUCUCUCAAUCGCAUCCACCAUCUACCUCUAUUUAUACCCGAUUUUCCACGGCUGCGCAUUCCCUAUACCGGUAAACAACAACAAUGGCAGCACCACAGCAUCAUCUCAAUUACCGCCCCCCUUCAAUGCCCUCCUCAGCACACUCCUCCAACACAUCCCCACGACGACAACGACGACAUGGAAGAAUCGCAACGAGCCAGAACCAGCCAUCUUCAGACUCCUAGUCCUAGCCGAUCCACAGCUGGAAGGCGACUCUUCCCUUCCAUUCAAAGAAUACGAACUCGUUCCCCGGAUCAAGCAUCACUGGACGAACGUCAGGUCCUCGAUAGCUGCUUCCCCGUCAUCAUCUGUCUCUAUCCUUUCCGAUCCUGACGUCCUAUCUAAUGUCACCACUGCCCUGAGGGAGCUCCUGGUCGAUGAUAUCCCGCGCGAGUUCCGAUCCAUGAGGAAGCGUCUCGAUCUCCUCGGGAACGAUUGUUACCUUGCGCACAUAUAUAGGACGUUGCGUUGGUGGAGUCGGCCGACGCAUGCGACCGUGCUGGGGGAUUUAGUGGGGAGUCAGUGGGUAACCGAUGAGGAAUUUUAUAGGCGCGCAUCCAGAUUCUGGGGGAGGGUGUUUAAGGGUGGGAAGAGGGUUGAGGAUGAGAUAACCAUUACCGGAGCGAGGGGGUAUAAGGAGCAGGACCAAGAGGUUCAAUUGCAGGAUCUGCCAGUCGGGGGGUCAGAGUGGUCAAGACGUAUCAUUAAUAUUGCUGGGAAUCAUGAUAUUGGGUAUGCUGGGGAUAUCAGCGAGGCGAGGAUAGAGCGGUUCGAGCGCGCCUUUGGACGUGCGAAUUGGGAUGUUCGAUUCCGCUUACCUCCACGCCGGAAGGGAGCAACAGCAGUAGCAGCAGCAGCAGCAGCAGAAGAAGAAGAAGUAAAAGGAGGAGCAGGAUCUGAAGGGACAACAAUCACGCCUACUCUGCAUAUCAUCAACCUGAACUCGCUCACAUUGGACACCCCGGCUUUGUCGCAGGAGAUCCAAUCCGCAAGCUACGACUACAUCAACGAUAUUAUUUCCAGAAGAUCGUAUCCCGUCGAGGACCGGAUGUCGUUCACUCUCCUCCUGACGCAUCUCCCCCUCCACAAAAGCGAGGGCAUCUGCACCGACGGACCGCAAUUUUCCUUCCAUGAAUCCGACGACGAGGAAGGAGACACGGACGAAAACGGCGAAAACCCCAUCCUGCGCUUCAGGGAGGGUGGACUGAAGGAUCAGAACCAUCUCAGUCAACACGUCAGCACAACGGGCAUUCUAGAGGGUAUCUUUGGAAUGAGCGGGAACGACAAUGCCGUAGCGGGAGGAUGGGGUCGUAACGGGCUCAUUCUUACGGGCCACGACCACACUGGAUGCGAUGUGAUACAUUUCGUGGAUAGAUCUGUCGAAGAACCGGAUGAAGCUGAUCCCAGACCAUGGAAAUGGGACGCUAAACGAUAUACUACUAUUAACAAUCAGAGUCCAGUUAUCCCCGACACUCCAUUUAUCCGCGAGGUCACACUCCGUUCAAUGAUGGGCGAAUACGGCGGAAACGCAGGCCUACUAUCCAUCUGGUUCGACGAUGACAAUGACAGCGGUUCCGGUUCCGGUGAGUGGAAGUAUGAAAUCGCCAUGUGCAGAGCCGGCGUACAACACAUCUGGUGGGCGGUCCAUGUGUUCUCCAUAGUGGCAUUGAUUGUCCUCGUGGCUUGGAUGAUCUUGGCCUUUGUUUGGGGGGAUAUCGAUAUCCUCACGUCGAAAACGAAGACGAAGACUCUAACGGGAAAUAUCGCCAAUGGCGCGAAGAAGAAGAAUCAUCACCAUCAUCAUCAGAAGAAGAAACAGAUUCAUGCGCAGGAAAGUGAUGCGAGGAAGAAAAUUAACAAGAACAGAAACAAUGGCAGGCAGAAUGGGAAUUGA
Messenger RNA from Monascus purpureus, 1986 nucleotides. Lineage: Eukaryota; Fungi; Ascomycota; Eurotiomycetes; Eurotiales; Aspergillaceae. The record is from the annotation of a GenBank genome assembly.